Molecule: messenger RNA, 756 nt
Organism: Fusarium keratoplasticum
Lineage: Eukaryota; Fungi; Ascomycota; Sordariomycetes; Hypocreales; Nectriaceae
Exons: 2
Coding region: 1-756 (251 amino acids)
Source: RefSeq, a predicted model, not a curated record
AUGAAGGGCUCCAGAAUCACCGGAUGUCUAGCCUCCGCCUUGCUGGCCGGGGCUACACAAGCCUUCCAGAUGCGUCAACCACCACCCGUCGACUUGGUUCAAGGUUUCGACUGGAAGAACCCCUUCGCACUGGAAGCCAUGUCUGCAUUCCAACCUGCCUGCGAGGUUGAGACCAGCUUCAGCGCGCUCGAGUACACCCUUCACGAGUUGAUGGACCCUCCUCCUAAUGGACUCAAGCCUUGGGCAAAGGGCCUGAAGGAAGUGUUUGAUGGAAAGGAAUACCCUGGUGGAUGGUCUGGUCUAGAUUAUCACCUCCACGGCCGUAGCCUUCUGUUGAUGGACUACGACAAGCUGCCUCUCACUGUUCGUGAGUGGAUUGAAGAACAAGAACGAUCCGACGGCAAAGGAAAGGCACUCUUUGCUAUUCUUGAAAAGCCCAAGACCGAGGAAGAUGAGCUGGAACAUGUUGUCGAGUUCCCAGCUGCCGACAGGAUCGACCGCUCCGGCGAUGAACAAAAGGUUGCCAUCUUUGCACCAGGUGCUCUUUACGGAGUCCUCCCUCUCUGGGCAGCUGAAGCAAGCAAGUGUAAAGGCCAACUAGUCGAUCUAACCAAGUACGACACAAAACCCGUUGACGGCGGAGUUGUCGCUUGGAUUGAGCACUCCCAGCCGGAAGAUCACAGCAUGAAGUUCGACAUUAAGGCUCAGGUACUCAAGGCCAGCAACACCAAGGCCUCGGCAAAGGAGGAGCUGUGA